ACCCGGGUAAAUUUCGCCGGACCUCCUUAACAAAUCGCAUUGUCGGAGGUGAGGAUGUAAGUAUUGAGGAUUAUGGGUGGCAAGUUUCUUUACAAAUAUAUGAUCCGCCACAACAUUUCUGCGGUGGAACGAUUUUAACUAAGGACUGGAUUUUAACUGCUGCACACUGUUGGCCAAAACAGAUUAAUCCUCGAUAUGUUACAAUCAGAGCUGGAAGUAGCGACGUAUAUAAUGGAGGAACACAAGAUGUUGAGGUCGUAUCUGAAACUCUUAAAGGAGUCACGGUGCCAAUAAUAGAUACGGCUACAUGCAAAAAAGAUUACGAAGGUCGUUAUACAGUAACUGAUAACAUGAUAUGCGCUGAGUACAAAGGAGAUGUGCCCAAGAUUCCUGCCAGGGGGACAGCGGCGGUCCAUUAG
Molecule: messenger RNA, 419 nt
Organism: Ctenocephalides felis (cat flea)
Lineage: Eukaryota; Metazoa; Arthropoda; Insecta; Siphonaptera; Pulicidae
Product: trypsin 3A1-like
Exons: 4
Biological process (GO): proteolysis
Molecular function (GO): serine-type endopeptidase activity
Source: RefSeq, a predicted model, not a curated record